UGAUACUCUUGCUACUCGUUUGUUGUAAGAUAAAAUAUCUUAGGUUCGUUAUGGUAAGAGGUAGGAGUAUUGUGAUUAUGAAAUAGUGCGAACAUACUGUGUUUAUUUUCAUAUAUUUUUCAUCAUCUUACAGAUACAAAUAGUGAGUUGUGAUGGCUGUGGAAGGAGUGUACAAAUACCUACAGUCAACUAACAGGCCCUACAGUGCUAAUGACAUUGUACAGAACAUGCACAAAGAGUUUGGCAAGACAGCUGUACAGAAGGCUUUGGACGAUCUGGUUACUCAACAGAGGAUUUAUGAGAAGGCUUACGGUAAACAGAAGAUAUACUGUGUAAAACAACCAGAAGAUGAUGGCCAGGACAAUGAUCUUGCAGUAUUGGAAGCCGAGACUGAAAAAGUUACUCAGAAUUACAAGAAUGUGGAACAAGAAGCCAAAGAAGCUGAGAACAGUUUGCGGGAGUUACUAGGAGCUCCGACAACUGCUGAAGCGAAAGAGCAGUUGGCAAAAUUGGAAGAGAAAGUAGAGACUUUGCGAACAAAAUUGGCAAAACUGUCAGAGAACACAGUGCUUGUAUCUCCUGGUGAAAGAACCAAAAUUAAAACGGAACAUGAGAAGUUGUUAAAGGAAUAUCGGAAAAGAAAGAGGACAUGUAUGGACAUUAUCAAUGCAAUCAUGGAGGGAUAUCCUAAGUCGAAGAAAGCUUUGAUGGAAGAAGUUGGAAUGGAAACGGACGAGGAUGUUAAAAUGCCAACAAUACAGAGUUAUUAAACCCUUGUGAUAACAUCUUUUUGUUGAUGUUUGCUAAAAAAAUAGUGAUUGUUACAUGUAUUUAUUUCAAAAUAUUUCCAGUAUUGUUAGCUUUGUCAUAGUGUUGUUAAUGAAUGAGAAUUGAUUUAA
This is a messenger RNA of Macrosteles quadrilineatus (aster leafhopper), 899 nucleotides long. Its product is annotated as homologous-pairing protein 2 homolog. Gene Ontology annotation, biological process: homologous chromosome pairing at meiosis; meiotic strand invasion involved in reciprocal meiotic recombination; meiotic joint molecule formation. The transcript is spliced from 4 exons. Lineage: Eukaryota; Metazoa; Arthropoda; Insecta; Hemiptera; Cicadellidae. The record is from RefSeq and is a predicted model, not a curated record. Gene Ontology annotation, cellular component: condensed nuclear chromosome; DNA recombinase auxiliary factor complex. Gene Ontology annotation, molecular function: recombinase activator activity; double-stranded DNA binding. The coding region runs from base 153 to 770 and encodes 205 amino acids.